Molecule: messenger RNA, 3109 nt
Organism: Pongo pygmaeus (Bornean orangutan)
Lineage: Eukaryota; Metazoa; Chordata; Mammalia; Primates; Hominidae
Gene: MMP3
Product: matrix metallopeptidase 3
Exons: 9
Coding region: 278-1738 (486 amino acids)
Biological process (GO): collagen catabolic process; proteolysis; extracellular matrix organization
Cellular component (GO): extracellular matrix
Molecular function (GO): metalloendopeptidase activity; zinc ion binding
Source: RefSeq, a predicted model, not a curated record
GGAAGCACUUCCUGGAGAUUAAUCACCAAGUUGCCUUGCAAAAUUGGGAAGGUUGAGAGAAAUUAGUAAAGUAGGUUGUAUCAUCCUACUUUGAAUUUGGAAUUUUUGGAAAUGGUCCUGCUGCCAUUUGGAUGAAAGCAAGGAUGAGUCAAGCUGCGGGUGAUCCAAGCAAACACUGUCACUCUUUAAAAGCUGGGCUCCCGAGGUUGGACCUACAAGGAGGCAGGCAAGACAGCAAGGCAUAGAGACAACAUAGAGCUAAGUAAAGCCAGUGGAAAUGAAGAGUCUUCCAAUCCUACUGUUGCUGUGCGUGGCAGCUUGCUCAGCCUAUCCGCUGGAUGGAGCUGCAAGGAGUGAGGACACCAGCAUGAACCUUGUUCAGAAAUAUCUAGAAAACUACUACGACCUCGAAAAAGAUGUGAAACAGUUUGUUAGGAGAAAGGACAGUGGUCCUGUUGUUAAAAAAAUCCGAGAAAUGCAGAAGUUCCUUGGGUUGGAGGUGACAGGGAAGCUGGACUCUGACACUCUGGAGGUGAUGCGCAAGCCCAGAUGUGGAGUUCCUGAUGUUGGUCAGUUCAGAACAUUUCCUGGCAUCCCAAAGUGGAGGAAAACCCACCUUACAUACAGGAUUGUGAAUUAUACACCAGAUUUGCCAAAAGAUGCUGUUGAUUCUGCCAUUGAGAAAGCUCUGAAAGUCUGGGAAGAGGUGACUCCACUCACAUUCUCCAGGCUGUAUGAAGGAGAGGCUGAUAUAAUGAUCUCUUUUGCAGUUAGAGAACAUGGAGACUUUUACCCUUUUGAUGGACCUGGAAAUGUUUUGGCCCAUGCCUAUGCCCCUGGGCCAGGGAUUAAUGGAGAUGCCCACUUUGAUGAUGAUGAACAAUGGACAAAGGAUACAACAGGGACCAAUUUAUUCCUCGUUGCUGCUCAUGAAAUUGGCCACUCCCUGGGUCUCUUUCACUCAGCCAACACUGAAGCUUUGAUGUACCCACUCUACCACUCACUCACAGACCUGACUCGGUUCCGCCUGUCUCAAGAUGAUAUAAAUGGCAUUCAGUCCCUCUAUGGACCUCCCCCUGACUCCCCUGACACCCCCCCGGUACCCACGGAACCUGUCCCUCCAGAACCUGGGACGCCAGCCAAGUGUGAUCCUGCUUUGUCCUUUGAUGCCGUCAGCACUCUGAGGGGAGAAAUCCUGAUCUUUAAAGACAGGCACUUUUGGCGCAAAUCCCUCAGGAAGCUUGAACCUGACUUGUAUUUGAUCUCUUCAUUUUGGCCGUCUCUUCCUUCAGGCGUGGAUGCCGCAUACGAAGUUACUAGCAAGGACCUUGUUUUCAUUUUUAAAGGAAAUCAAUUCUGGGCCAUCAGAGGAAAUGAGGUACAAGCUGGAUACCCAAGAGGCAUCCACACCCUAGGUUUCCCUCCAACCGUAAGGAAAAUCGAUGCAGCCAUUUCUGAUAACGAAAAGAAGAAAACAUAUUUCUUUGUAGAGGACAAAUACUGGAGAUUUGAUGAGAAGAGAAAUUCCAUGGAGCCAGGCUUUCCCAAGCAAACAGCUGAAGACUUUCCAGGGAUUGACUCAAAGAUUGAUGCUGUUUUUGAAGAAUUUGGUAAGAGGAUACUUAUUGUGUUGGCCAUAGAGCACUUGAAACAUUUUAUGAUAUCAGAGGGAAGAGGAGCAUUGAAACUUUUUAAUAACAAGUGUUUCUUAGGGCCAGUUCCCUCCUCAAAAUUUUGAUUCACCUACAUUUGUACUCAUUAUAGAACUACUUCACAAAAUAACUUAUUUGCAACCAUAAAGAUAAUUACACAAAUCUCAUUACUUUAUCUUAUACAUGCAUAUAAAACCGUGCAUAUAAAAUCAAAGUGCUCGAGUAUCACUUACUCACAUCUCGAGCUAACAUGUGAAGUCAAGCUCGACUUUCAGAUUACCAUGUUAGCAUAAAAAUCCCAUCAAGUGGUGUGGCCAGGUUUAAUAUUGGUUAGCUGGCCUUCUCCUCCACCCCAUCUUAUUGCUGCUACUAAUUCCCAGGGAGAUUUUUUUGUCUGUCUUUCCUGAGUUGUCAGUCAUUGCCCAUGCCAGUCAUUUGCAAAUACUUACCUUUCCAUAUGCCCAAAGUUUUUUUAAAAAAAGAUUUUGUUUUCUACUCAAGGUAAGUAAGUGGAGGCUGAUGAUCUUUAUUGAAAGGUAACCUGAUCACCAUGUUUUCAGAGCACUAAAGGGUCCUCUGGUGUUUUGAAAUAGUUGCUGUGCUUCCUAGGCUGCAAUGCAGGGAAAAGGGAGGAGGAUUUUUGGGGAAGAAAGAAAUAGGUGAUUAGAGUUUCCAAGCAAGUGGAGAAUUUAUCUGAUCCGAAGCAGAAUAACCUUGUAACCUGGAACCUGGCUUUGUUGUCAGACAGAGCUGGCACAGAGUGCUGUCUCCAUCCUUCCUUGCUGAGUAACCUUGAGGAAGCAUCGAAAUCUGUCUAAACUUCAACUUGCUCAAUCUGUAAAUGGAGUUAGACAUACAACCUUAUAGGGUUGUUGCAGAAAUAAAUGAAAAUAAAUUCAUGUAACAAGCUUGGCAUUAAAGUAAAGCUCUAUAAACACUUUCUACUUUUAGUUCUCUAUGAUUCUGAGUUUUGUAUAUUGUCAAAUGUCUUUAUUUGGAAAAAUAUCUUACUAUUUCCCUUGUCUGUAUUUGCAGGGUUUUUUUACUUCUUUACUGGAUCUUCACAGCUGGAGUUUGACCCAAAUGCAAAGAAUGUGACGCACACUUUGAAGAGUAACAGCUGGCUUAAUUGUUGAAAGAGAUAUGUAGAAGGCACAAUAUGGGCACUUUAAAUGAAGCUAAUAAUUCUUCACCUAAGUCUCUGUGAAUCGAAAUGUUCGUUUUCUCCUGCCUGUGCUGUGACUCCAGUCACACUCAAGGGAACUUGAGCGUGAACUCUGUAUCUUGCCGGUCAUUUUUAUGUUAUUACAGGGCAUUCAAAUGGGCUGCUGCUUAGCUUGCACCUUGUCACAUAGAGUGAUCUUUCCCAAGAGAAGGGGAAGCACUCAUGUGCAACAGACAAGUGAUGGUAUCUAUGUAGACUAUUUGCUUAUUUAAUAAAGAUGAUUUGUCAGUUA